Molecule: messenger RNA, 1704 nt
Organism: Mesorhabditis belari
Lineage: Eukaryota; Metazoa; Nematoda; Chromadorea; Rhabditida; Rhabditidae
Source: the annotation of a GenBank genome assembly
AUGCCAGGAAGGCGUCGUUUGAAUGUUGACGACUACCACAGCUCGAGCAGUCCGGUCAGGCGCCGAAGACGUGUUGAUGAAAACGGGAGCAACACUCCACCACGGAAUGCAGGCAUGCUUUCAAAGGAACAACAAGAGCGUCGAGAUGCCGAGAUGGCAUUGGAAUUGCAGCGAGAAGAGGAAGAACUAUUGAUUCGCGAGCGUGCGCAGGUUAUCGAACCUACGCUCACUCCUGGAGCUCUUUUACGCAUUAUUGGUGAUUCUCUUGCGACAAAUGCAGCCCCAGCUGGUCAUUUGGGCACGUUGCGACGUAACAACUCAAAUGUCCUCCAACGGUCACGGGGUCGCCACAAUAGAACCCGCUCUAGAAGCCUUGAUCUCCCGCGAGAUACUGGAAACAACGUUGUGGUGUUGCUGCUCAAUUCGGGUAAUUCUUCGAGCAUGCAAGCCGUAGCGGAUACUCUAAUCGAAAUUGGAACAAGAAUGCAAGCAGUAAAUGGUUUAGAAUUCAAUGUACAGACAGACGAAACACAAUCCAUGACAAGUGAUGAAACCGAAGAAAUUGAAAGCGAUGAGUCGGUUGAUCUGGAAGAAAGUAUGGAUACGGAAUAUAGCAGCAGUGAAAUGUCUUUUACUGGCCUCAACGCUUUUGAAUCGGAUGAAUUCGAAGACUCAUCGAAUGGAUCUCUCUCAUCGGAAGACUCGAUCAUGUACUCGGAUGAACACGAGCGUGGUUUGACGGAUUCAGGAGAAAGUGAUGUUCAUUUGAAUGAUUCGAUGGAUGAUUUGGAAUCGGAAAACAAUUUGAGCACGGGCGAUAAAAAUGACGAUGAGUCUGAAGAGGGUUCCACUCAAUCGUUCGACUCUGAAGAUGAUGAUGAUGAUGAUCAGAUUUCGGAUGGCGAGAUUUCUGACUAUUCAUCCGAAUCUGAAGAACUGGAAGUCACUCCGGGAAGAAUGGCUAUUUAUUUGUCUAUCUCAGAAGAGUCACUGAGUUACGAAUCUUUGCACGAUCGCGCAAGUGGUGGAGGCUCGAUGAAUGAUGCCCAAAUUGAACUUGCCUCAAGUGACGGUGAUGACAUGUUUGAUGGAGAACUAACGCUUGGAGAUGAUUCCGAGAUUGACAGUGGUGAUUCAGAAGAUGGAGAUGAUGAGGACGAGAACGAGUCAAUUGCCAGCAGUAACGAUGGAUCAGACGAUCAUUCAAUCGAAGAAGAGGGUGAAUUGAAUGGUGCAAGUGCUGGCUCCACAACUGAGGAAGGCGAGAGUGGUGAUGAUGAUGACCUUGGUCAACCACUUAUGUUCGCAGAAGUGAACGGACCCCUUGGAAGGCAUUUAAUGUCUGGACAACUUUUGCGUAUUAGUAAUUUGUUGUUAGCUAGCGAACGACGUGAACGCCGUGAUACCACUCCACUUGAAGAACCUCGAGACGAAACGAUGAUUCAGUGCUCAGACUGGGGUCAAUGCACGAUUUGCUUCGAGGAUGCACCAUAUGAUCCCGUUGGAUGUCUUCAUUGUCAGCAAUUGAUUGGAUGCAAGCCGUGUGUGAAUCGCUGGUUCCUCGGAAGCAGGCGUCAACGUGCAGAUAGUCCAUUGAGUCUCGGACUAUCGGGAGUCAAUCAUCGGCAAUGCCCUCUGUGCCGUCACGAGUAUGAGGCUGGCACUCCCGAGGUUGGCUCUAUGUUUGUUCUCGCGCCAAAGCAU